Molecule: messenger RNA, 1200 nt
Organism: Sclerotinia sclerotiorum 1980 UF-70
Lineage: Eukaryota; Fungi; Ascomycota; Leotiomycetes; Helotiales; Sclerotiniaceae
Exons: 8
Coding region: 1-1200 (399 amino acids)
Biological process (GO): transmembrane transport
Cellular component (GO): membrane
Molecular function (GO): transmembrane transporter activity
Source: RefSeq, a predicted model, not a curated record
AUGCAGUACUAUCCUGGCGGUGUAGUAUCACCAAGUUCUCUUGCUGUCCCUCUUGUCAUUGCAUUGAUGGUCUUUUUAAUCGCCUAUGCAAUUUUCGAAGUCCCAUCCAAUUACUUCCUCAAGAAACUCAGUCCGAGUAAAUGCAUAUCCUUUCUGAUGUUUUCAUGGGGUAUCAUGACUAUUGGACUUGGUUUCACCCAUAGCUUUUCUAGUGUAACUGUUGUGAGAUUUCUUCUUGGGAUGUUCGAAGCUGGAUUAUUCCCAGGUCUUGUAUACUACCUUACUUUCUGGUAUCGUACUUCAGAACGUUCGAUUCGCGUUGCAUUUAUUCUCGCUUCCGCAACACUCGCUGGAGCUUUUGGUGGAGCUAUUGCUUUUGGUGUUGGUCAUAUGAAUGGUACAGAUGGAAUGUCAGCUUGGAGAUGGUUAUUUGUAAUUGAGGGAAUUCCUUCUUGUUUGUCGUCCAUCUUGGUAUUUUUCUUCCUGCCAGAUUAUCCAGAGACUGUAAAAUGGCUAUCAAAAGAUGAGAAGGAUUUAGCUACAAGUAGACUUGCUACAGAAGGAUCUAAAGGGGGUGAUAAGGGAUUGACGUGGCAAGAAGCGAAGGAAACUCUUUGUACUUGGAGAUUAUAUGCUCAUUAUGCAAUCUACUUUGGUAUCUCAACACCGUUUUCGAGUUUAUCCUUAUUCACACCGAGUAUUACCGCUGGUCUUGGGUACAAAAAUCUAGAGGCUCAACUUAUGACAGUUCCUCCAUACGCUGUUGCUUAUGUCAUAACAAUUCUCGUCUCUUGGUCCGCUGACCACUUCAACGCUCGUGCUCUCCACUCCUCAACCAUGGCCCUAGUCGGCGCCAUCGGUUUCACCGCUUCCGCCCUCCUCCCCCCAACAUCCUACGCCUCCCGCUACGGCUGUCUCAUCAUCGCCGCCUCAGGAGCAUUCUCCUGUAUCCCACCUCUCCUCGGUUUCCUCUCUUCAAACAUCUUCUCAACAGCGGGUAUUGGCCUUGCUAUCGCGCUUAAUAUAUCAAUAGGAGCACCAGGACAAAUUGCAGGUGUCUGGAUAUAUAAGGCGGAUCAGGCAAAAGAGGGGUUUCCCUUGGGUCAUUGGGUUAAUGCGGGGCUGUUGUAUUUUGUUUGUGAGGGUUAUGGAGGGGCAGAGAAGGUUUGCUUAUUGAGGAAGGAUGAUUCGGGAAGUUAG